Molecule: messenger RNA, 920 nt
Organism: Eubalaena glacialis (North Atlantic right whale)
Lineage: Eukaryota; Metazoa; Chordata; Mammalia; Artiodactyla; Balaenidae
Gene: KCNIP2
Product: potassium voltage-gated channel interacting protein 2
Exons: 10
Coding region: 1-858 (285 amino acids)
Biological process (GO): regulation of potassium ion transmembrane transport
Cellular component (GO): voltage-gated potassium channel complex
Molecular function (GO): potassium channel regulator activity; calcium ion binding
Source: RefSeq, a predicted model, not a curated record
AUGCGGGGCCAGGGCCGUAAGGAGAGUUUGUCCGAUUCCCGAGACCUGGACGGAUCCUAUGACCAGCUCACGGGCCACCCUCCAGGGCCCACUAAAAAAGCGCUGAAGCAGCGGUUCCUCAAGCUGCUGCCUUGCUGCGGGCCCCAAGCCCUGCCCUCAGUCAGUGAAACUGGCCGGGUCCUCCGCUUUCUCGGUGACAGUUCGCUCCCUUCAGCAUUAGCCGCCCCAGCCUCCCUCCGCCCCCACAGACCCCGCCUGCUGGACCCAGACAGCGUGGAGGAUGAGUUUGAACUGUCCACCGUGUGUCACCGGCCCGAGGGUCUGGAGCAGCUGCAGGAGCAAACCAAGUUCACGCGCAAGGAGCUGCAGGUCCUGUACCGUGGUUUCAAAAACGAAUGUCCCAGCGGAAUUGUCAAUGAGGAGAACUUCAAGCAGAUUUACUCCCAGUUCUUUCCUCAAGGAGACUCCAGCACAUAUGCCACUUUUCUCUUCAAUGCCUUUGACACCAACCAUGAUGGCUCAGUCAGUUUUGAGGACUUUGUGGCUGGUUUGUCAGUGAUUCUUCGGGGAACCACAGAUGACAGGCUGAACUGGGCCUUCAACCUGUAUGACCUCAACAAGGAUGGCUGCAUCACCAAGGAGGAAAUGCUUGAUAUCAUGAAGUCCAUCUAUGACAUGAUGGGCAAGUAUACGUAUCCUGCACUCCGGGAGGAGGCCCCAAGGGAACACGUGGAGAGCUUCUUCCAGAAGAUGGACAGGAACAAAGAUGGCGUGGUGACUAUUGAGGAAUUCAUUGAAUCUUGUCAAAAGGACGAGAACAUCAUGAGGUCCAUGCAGCUCUUUGACAAUGUCAUCUAGCUCCCCAGGAGAGGGGGUCAGUUGUCCUGGGGGGACCAUGCUCUAGCCCUAGUCCAGGUGGA